AGAAACAGAAAGAUGUUCUCUCUCUUUCUCUCUCUCUCUCUCUGUCUGUCUCUGUCUUUGUCUCUUUCUCUUUCUUUCGCUGAAAUUUCGCGUGCAUUAAACGAAUAAAAUAAGAAAUCCCUUAAAUUUUACGCGAGAUAAAGUAUAUCUCGCAAAUGAUAUACAUAUACUCACUCUCGAAAUAUUCAAGUACCAAAUUAUCAUUUCUUAGAAGAUUGAAUCGAACAGAAGCGCUUUCCACUUAAAUAUUUUUUCUCAUUUUAUUUUUUCAUAAUUUUUAAUAUAUCAUAAUUAUUCAAUUUAAUACUUUAAUUAUAUUAAAUCAAAAGUAGACAUAUUUAUACACAUACACACACACACACACAUAUAUAUAUAUAUACUCUUAUAAUUUUUCUCAUUCGAAUAUCAAUAUUUCAAUGCGAAGAAAUAUUCAAAAUAUCUUGUAGUAUAUAUAAACGAAUGAAAACGAUCGCGAGAAACGUAUGUCUUUGCAACCAUAGUUACCAACGUCGUCAAUCUAUAUACACAAUAUAUAUCUAUAUAUUGUCUAUAUGCAUAUAAGCAUAGCUUCUCGAACGGUGGCCACUCCACGAUACGAACGACACAUAGCUUCCUGUUCGCGGCACAAUUUUCGAGGGUCGAUAUAUCGAACGAUGAGAGAAAGAAAGAGAGAGAAACGACGACGACGUUUUCUUCAAAUAGCGCGGUAGUUAGCGCCUCCCUGAAGAAGGGUUUGCGAGAAGAGGGUUGGAUAAGAGGAGAAAGAGGAGGACCGUCUUCUUCCUCUUCCCCGUUCGUCAUCGACUAUAUUUCUCUCUUUCUUUCUCUCUCUGAUAGACUACCUUCCUUCUCCCACCCUCCCAUUCUCCCUCUUUUCUAUCCUCCUCUUCGUCCCUUCCAUUCUCUCGUUCUAGCACGUUUUCCUCCGAAUCUCUUCGUAUUCACUGACUACGCUCUAAUCGAUGCUGUUUAGCCGCUGAACGAUUUAAAACAUAUCACCCCUGAGGAACACGAUACUUUCACCUCGCUAGGGAAGGGUAUGCAUUGGCGCAGUGCGAAAAAAAUUUCCAAGAAACAAAGGAAUUUUCUUUCUUAAGUUGAUCCUUGAGGGAUUUAAAAAAAGGGAGAAAAGAAACGUGAGGAAAAGGAAACAUCAGGGAAACUGUGUGUGAAGCGUGUUAGGGAUUUAUUAACAAAAAGUGUGCAUGUAUAAUUAUUAUUUAGUUUUAUAGACGAUAAAAUAUAUGAAACGAGAUUUUAGAUUUUUUUUUCUUUUUGUAAUAAUUUUUUUAUGUUCCAAAGCUCGAGAAAAUUAUGUAGAUUGUUAGGAAUUCCAAAAAAAGAAAUUAUAUACUUUUAUAAUCUAGUUUACACUACAGAUGAUAAAAUAAAACGUAACAAACAUACAAUAUUAUUUUUCCUUUAAAUAUCAUUGAAAUUAACAAAUUUGGCUUAUCAUUUCCUAUAGAUUAUAAUAAUUCAGUUUCUUAAUAAAUUUCAACGGGUUAUUGUGGAUUUGUUUUCAUUAGUUCAAAGAAGAACCAAGAAAUCACUUUGUAUAGAUAAUACAUAUUUACACAAUAGAACGAAACUUAUUUAUAUACUUUAUAUUAUUUAUAGAUAUGUGUGUGUGUGUGCAAUAUCUAUCGUACGAUUUUAUAUCAAAGAUGACGCAAUAUAAAGUCUAUUCUCAUUAAUUACUUGAUCAUUAAUUUGUAAUGUUACAAUGUAUCGAAUUAACGUUCAAUACAUAUCUCGUUUUCUAUAGAGAAUACGAAAAUAUAAUCAUUAAAUCAACGAGCUUAAUACGAUAUUAUUAUCUAGAGUCCUAUGGGUCUCAUUAAACGAACAGUAAUCACUAUGAUUAAGAGAUAAUUGCUUCAGUAACUUUUCGAAUCGUGUAUCUUCAUAUUUAGUAAAGAACAUACGAAAAAAAUUACAUCUUUUUCGUAGAUACAUUUUUUUAUAUUUGAAUAUAAUCAUUAAAUAUAUCAUUCGUGUCUGUAUAAAUAAAUAAUAAUAGAAAAGUUGACAAAAUAAAAUGUAAACGCAAAUUACUUUUUUUUAUAAAAUUAUCAUUAAGUAGAAGGAUCGUGCGUGAAAUAAUUAAAAUACAGAAAUUAACAUGAUACUCGCAUACAACGACCGAUAAAAAAGUAGUCGCUGAUUAAGAGGGUUAAAAAUAUCAUUGUAUAUCAGUAAAAUAUAAAAAAUAGGAUUCUAUCAAUAAAAGAGAUAAGAAGAAAGGAAAGAAAAAGAAAAGAAAGAGAGAGAAAAAAGGGUUAAAAGAAAGAUGGCGAGGUAAGAAAGAGAAAAGGGAAGAAAUGUUGGAACGAUUAUCAGGACGACCUGUCGAGGAGGGUGUGCACGAUUACGACAUAAAGCAAGGAUACUACCGCAUUGGAACAGAAUCGUAUAGUCGUCAUCUCCGUCGUCGUCGUCGUCGUAGUUGUCGUAGUUAUCGUCGUCGAGGUUGUCAUGGGCCAUGGGCACAGGUACUCCGAGGGAUUACCACCACUUCUUUCGUCUCGCAAUCCUCCGUGGUACUCUCGACCCUUUCCAACGUGUUUCCGUGCACGUCACGAGCGAGAGUUACCCCCUCUUUUCUCAACUGGUCCUCUAUUUGCGACGUAGAAGAAGGGGUGAAAACGAUGCAAAGGGGUGCAACUGGUCCACCACUACCACCACUACCAACACCACCACUACCACUACCACCACCACCAACUAUCAUCACCAACACCAAUGCUCUCUACCACCUCCACAUCUCGGUAGAUCACGAGAAUGGAAGAUUUUGCAGGCUCUGCAAAGUCGUUCGAAGGAGUCAGUCGUCGGUUGCACGUUCUCGCGAAUCAGAGAAUAGCCAUCGGAAAGUGGUACGAGCCACUAACCGGACCUGGUUCCGGACUGGCACAAAUUCACAUCUCUCUCUCUCUCUCUCUUAUCAUCCUUUGUUUCUAACUUUGUUUUUGUCCUCGUCUUCUUCCCUCUCUAUUCCCUUUCUCUCUCUUUCCCCUCCUCCCUUUUCUUCAUCCCUAAUAUCCCUUCGACGAUACUACAAAAAACGUUUUGAAAAAUCGUACGAAAGGAUGCAUUGAAGGAUAAAGAAAGAAUGUCGACGGAAGGAGCACACGGAAGAGGCAUGACUUCCGCAAUCCUCUCCACGUUUCUUCUUCUUCUUCUUUUGCUACUGGACCGCACCGCAGAUGCACAGAGAAGCUUAGAAUUCUUCGAUCUUCUACCGGAGGAUCCAAAACUUUACGAUAAAAUGAGACCACCGAAAAAAGAUGGACAAGCAACCGUCGUCUAUUUUCACGUCACCGUAAUGGGUCUCGAUUCGAUCGAUGAAAAUUCAAUGACCUACGCUGCGGACAUAUUUUUUGCUCAAACGUGGAAGGACAACAGACUGAGACUACCAGAGAAUAUGACUUCGGAGUAUAGAUUAUUAGAAGUCGACUGGCUGAAGAACAUGUGGCGACCUGAUUCCUUUUUCAAGAAUGCCAAAUCGGUGACCUUUCAGACGAUGACGAUACCAAAUCAUUAUCUCUGGCUCUACAAAGACAAAACUAUCCUAUAUAUGGUGAAAUUGACAUUAAAGCUCUCUUGCGCUAUGAACUUCUUGAUUUAUCCGCACGACACGCAGGAGUGUAAACUGCAAAUGGAGAGCCUGUCUCACACGACGGAUGAAAUGAUCUUCCAAUGGGAUCCCGAUGUACCACUUGUUGUCGAUGAGAACAUAGAAUUGCCCCAAUUACAGCUCGUGAAGAACUAUACGGCUGACUGCACGCAAGUCUAUUCCACUGGUAACUUCACCUGCUUGGAAGUGGUAUUCGUAUUGAAACGACGACUCGGUUAUUAUCUCUUUCAUACAUAUGUUCCCACGUGUUUAAUCGUAAUCAUGUCGUGGGUCUCAUUUUGGAUCAAACCAGAAGCUGCACCAGCCAGAGUGACCUUAGGAGUGACAUCGUUGCUGACCUUAUCGACUCAACACGCGAAGAGUCAAGCCUCUUUACCACCGGUCUCCUAUUUAAAAGCUGUCGAUGCCUUUAUGUCGGUCUGCACGAUAUUCGUGUUCAUGGCGUUGAUGGAAUAUUGUUUGGUAAACAUCGUUCUCGGUGAUUCCGAUGCGCCGGCAGCAAAACCACCACCACCUCCGGCACCGCCAUCUUCUAGCGCUGCCGACUCUGCUAAACUUGAUAAAAUCUUCGAUAUUGCAACUAAGGAAAAUGCAAUGUUGUUGUCCGGUCGAUCGCAGAAGUCGAAUUCAGGUCCACCACCAGGACCAACACCGGCUCAGAAAGCAAGAAUGAGGGCCUUGAACAUCGAUCGGGUCUCACGUGUUUUCUUUCCUUUUCUUUUCGCUGUAUUGAACGUCACUUAUUGGAUAAUGUUUGCUGAAUAUAUUUAAAAUCUUCUUUUAUCCGAUAAUUUGCGGAAAGAGAGAGAAAAAGAGAAAUAUCGGAAUGCAAGAUACGCGUUUAAAACGAGAAGGAGUGAGAAAGAUGAAACGUAAAAUUGGAUGUAUGUAAAGAGUGUAUGUGUGUGAGAGAGAGAGAGAGAAAGACAAAAAGAACGAACACACAUUUGUUAUCAAAAAGAUGACAUCAAGUCGUAAACGAAAAGGAAAACUACAAAAAAAAAAAGAAAAGAAGAGAAACCUAGCUUAUUUUUAACUCGAAAAACUCGUGUAUCGUUACAAGAUGCAUAAACGAUAGAUAAAAACGUAUUACGUAGACAUAUCUCGCGCUCUUUUUUCUCUAAAUAAAUGGCUAUCUGAAAAAAAAAGAAAGAAAAAAAUCAAUUAUCGAUCAAGAAAAAUUUGGGCGCCAAAUACGAACGAUCGUCGCGAUCGAAGAUCGAGAUAUCGAUUCGUUGAUCUAUCGCGAUAAGAAAAAAAAAGUGAGAGGAGUUAGGUGAAGUCGAAUCUGUAAUUAAUUAUUAUUAAAGGGUUUUCGCUUAAAAAAAAAAAAAAUAAUAAAAAAUAAAAAAUAAAAAAAGAAAGAGAAAUGCCUAGAAAAAUUUGUCGAUCUCGAUAUCGUAGAAAUUAUUGCACCUUCAACAUUCCUUCAAAUUAUUCGUGCAAAGAGUUUGCCCAAUUGCAAAAAGUAAAUCGUCCAAAGAAGCUUAUAGACGGCCGUUUAAUUCAACUUCUCACUAAUCUCUGCUUUUCGAACAUCCACGGGAAUUUAAUUAUGAUGAGAAAAAAAAAAGAAAAGUAAUUAAUCAAUGUAAUUUAAUUUAAUUUAAUUAUCAAAAGCUUUCACGUUCAAACAGAAUAAUAUAAUUAAUAUUUGUUCAUCGAUCAAUCCGUAAUGGAUCUCAUAAAUUUUGUAAAACUGCUUGUCACAUACAAAAACGAAACGUUUUUCAUCGACACAAUAUCAUUUUGGUAAUACAAUCAUUCUUCGAUGCCUUUCGUCUAUAUAUACUAUGAUAGCAUUAAAUUCAUUUAGAACACCCGCUGUACAUACGAAGAUAAGAUAAUAAUCGUUAUAUUAAAGAGAAUAAAGGAGACAAAGGGAGAAAAGAAAAAAGAAAUAUUUUCGAAGUUUAAAAAGAAAAAUUCAGAGAUAUUAUUUCGAUCGCAUAUAUAGAUAAAAAGAAAUAGUAAUCUUUCGUCAACCGUAAAUUUCGUUCACGUAAAUUCACAUUGAGAGAUCGUACAUCUCUAAUGUACAUACAUACAUAUACAUAUACAUAAAUACAAAGUAACAAAACUUGAUUUGUUCUUCGCGUAGGGAUAUUAAUCGAACUAAUUAUCGCAGUCAAAAUAUUCGUCCAUUUACGAAGGAACGACCAUUUAAAUCACGAGAUCGAACACGGGCCUCGUGUUUAAUUAUGUAUAAUGAGAGUGUGUAUAAAAUAAAGCAUGAUAAUGCAUGAUUUUAAAUUUA
Molecule: messenger RNA, 5891 nt
Organism: Vespula vulgaris
Lineage: Eukaryota; Metazoa; Arthropoda; Insecta; Hymenoptera; Vespidae
Gene: Hiscl1
Product: glycine receptor subunit alpha-3
Exons: 9
Coding region: 3110-4405 (431 amino acids)
Biological process (GO): chemical synaptic transmission; chloride transmembrane transport; regulation of membrane potential
Cellular component (GO): neuron projection; synapse; membrane
Molecular function (GO): extracellular ligand-gated monoatomic ion channel activity; neurotransmitter receptor activity; transmembrane signaling receptor activity
Source: RefSeq, a predicted model, not a curated record